AAUUUUCUGUAAACAAAUUUUCGAUGUCUUUUAUUUUCAAAGUAUUUGUCUGAGAAAACAAAAACCAACCUUCUCACUGUUUAGAGAAAGAGAGCAAGCAGCAGGCAGUGUGCAGUGAGGGACGUAUACGUACAUGCUUUGUGUAUGUAUAUGCAGAGAGAGAAAGUAGAAGCUAAUUGCACUGUUUGAUCUCCAUUUCAAGAAUUACUUCACAUUACAAAGGAUUUCCAUCCUUUGGAACAUGGUUUGGUUAUGCGAGGGACUGGGUUGCUCGAUAAGUGAGCAUGGUUACACGGAAGUGAAGUCUGGAAAGAUUUUUGUUUGGACGAGCUAGGCAGUAGAUUUAACACUGUUAACAGUUUUCCGUAGGUCAUCAAUUGCUCGUUUAUUUCUGCGUUUCCUCUUUGGGCGCAGUACCUAUAACUUGCCUUAGCACAAAUUUGGGUCAGCAGUUGAAGCUUGUGGAUGUAAAGAUGUUGCAACGCCAAAUUAUGUUCAAACAGCUCCAGGAGAUGCAGCGAAGGCAGCAGCUUCAGGAACUUGGUGGUGCUAGUAAUCAUGAUUAUGUGGAUCAACUGACGUCUUCAAAGAAACCUUCAGCGGUUCAGCUUUCAUCUACAGUAAACAGGGCACCUAUUCGUGAUCCACGAAUGCUAAUGUAUGAUAAUAUGCAAAUGGUACAGCAAGGCGAAUCCGGCAUUUUUCAAGGGUUCCCUAGUGGAUUGGUUCCUUCACAAGGCAUGUCGCCUCCACAAUUUGACAUGUCUAUAUAUGGUAAUCCCGGUCCAAAUGCUGAUAUGAAUUUAAAUCAAUAUCCUUAUGCCCAAGAUCCAUCUAACUUUUCUGCUAAUCUGUCGACCAAGAGUAAUAGCAUCCCUUUAGGCAUGUCUCCUGUGCAUCCAUCCGCCACAGCUAGUUCAUUUAUGAAUCUGCAAGGGAGUUUCUCUGCUGACCAGAGCACCGUGUCAGAUGGCUCAUUGUUAUCAUGUCAAGUGUUUCAGGAGAAGAAUUUGUUUGGGCAAGUUCCUUUUCACAAUUCUAGUAGCAACCCUUUUCCUGUGAACUAUUCCCCACAAGGAAUCACAACACAGAGGAGUACAACUGAGGGGAGGCUUGAAGUUGAAGAUACGGGUUGGCCUGCUUAUUCUCCAGGAGAGGUAUCGAAAGUUGACAUGUCUGAGGCUUCUGCUACUCUGGAUCCAUUGGAACAAAAGAUAUUGUACGGUUCGGAUGACCGUGGCUGGUUAUCAUCAUUUGGCGCUAGUGACGAAAAGGGUGCUGGAGAUUUUGAGUGUACAGUGGAGAACCCAUCAUUUGGAGAUACAUUGCCGUCUAUUCAAUGCGGUAGCUGGAGUGCUCUGAUGCAGUCUGCUGUGACUGAAACUUCUAGCAGUGAUACUGUAGUGCAAGAGGAGUGGAGUGAGUUGAGCUUCCAGAAUCCAGAACCAUCAAGCGAUAAUCAGCCCUCGAAUCUCAGUAAUGGCGAAAAUCUGCAAGAUAAUUGGGUCGAUAGAAACUUACAGAAUGUCUCCUCUCCAAGCUCAGAGCCCGAGCAAUUGUUCCCUAGGCUGGAUAUGAAGGGUAGUUUCCCCGGUUUUCAGCACUCUGGAAAGCAAUUUCGUAAACAGAAAGAUGAAUCUCAAUGUGAGAGCUCCCACAUCUCAGGCCAGUGCUCGACUGACUAUAACUCUCAGCUGAAGCAUCCUACAGGAAGGAAUCAGCUGGUUCAAACUUCUUUCCUUUCAGAAAAUACUCGAACUCCUCGAUAUGAGGAGAAUUCGAAAACUGGUCAUGAAUUGCAGGACACCUUAUGGCAUUCAAAUCCCGUGUCUGGUGGUUUUCAAAUGCCCUUCGGUCAGUUGAACCAGCCCAACUACAAUAGAUAUUCGGUAGAGUCAGAGAAGAUGGGUCCUAAAGAUAAUGUUGACCCCUUAUCAGUAGGUGCUUCAGAUCUUUAUAGUCAAAAUACGGCUGCUCAAAGCAUUCUUACUAAUUCACAAGAAUUUGGCUUUAGACUGGGGCCUGCAGAUUCAAGACCUCCACAGUCGUACUCACUUUUUCCAUCUUCGCCGAUGGGGAACUUAAAUGUCAAAUCUCUUCCAAAUAGUUACGAGAAGGAUUAUAUCAAGAAUCAACAUCCCACUCCAUCAGUACCAAGUUUCAUGUCAAGAAUCAACGCCUCUCCCUCUGGUCCUAGAUUCUCCCUUUCGGAGAAUGUUGCAGUCACUCAACCAUCUGGAACAUCAGUUUCGUCUCAGCGUGCUGGAUUUCUAACAGGGUUUCCGUCUCCUGGGGCAGAUGUUACCACUCAGCAAGACACGUCUUCUCCAAGAGCCAACAAGUUCUCGUCCAGUUUGUUUCGUACCCCUGGUUCAGCUUCUAGCAGUUUGGAGACUACUUCCCGUGCUCCAGAGCAAUCCAGUCUCGACUGGUCAAAACACAAAUAUAAUGUAGGAUAUGAUGAACAGAAGAAAGCAAGUUUCCUCCCCGAAAGCUCAACCGAGAUACACAAUCCAACUCCACUAAGCAGCAACACUGAUUCAAAACAGUCUUUGAGAAAAUACUCAGAAGUAGACGGAGUGGCAUCUGGUUCAUAUAUGAGGCAUACAUCUCCUCAGCCCUAUGAUCAAGUAGAGAAGAAAGACAUUGAAUCACCGAUUUUCUCAAUUAGUGACAGCAGAGCCUUUGGCCAUCCUUUGCAGAAAAAUUUAUCCCUGCUCCACCAAUUUCAUAGGCCCAGUCCCAGAGAUGGUCAAACAGACCCUGGUAAGAGGUUUCCGUUUAAUUAUCAGUCGACAACUGCCAAUUCUAGAGAGCUAUUGUUGAGUGGGCUGAGUGUUUCCGUCAAAGAUAAAGCUGUUGCAUUUUCACCUGGUAAUGUUAUGGGGACCUUCACAAAAGAGGCUGAUGAUCAGCCAGCAAAAGCUUCAUCGACAGAUUACCUUCGGAGCUCCCAACAGACGGAGAUGAUUCGUCAAAAUGAAUCCCAGGGUCAGUCCAUCGACAAGGAAGCUUCGGCCGUAGCAUAUCAAUCCCAGAUCAGUUUGCAAAUGGCACCAUCCUGGAUUAAGCAACAUGGAAACUUGAAGAAUUUCGAGGCCAUACCAGCAUAUAACCAGAAAGCUGCAACUACUGCAAUGCCACCAUUCUCUGAAUUAAGUACUGGUAAUUUACCAGAAAAUAGAUUGGAUUUGCAGGUUGAUUCUACCAACGCUGCUCAAGGAAGUGGUACUAGGCCAUCUUCAGCUGGCACCUUGAUAGCGAGUAAACCUUUAUCACCGCCUAGUAUGUUGCCUUCGGAUCUCAGUUACCAGCAUUUGUCUGUUUCAAAACUGGGGAAACGUAAAAUUGUUGCAUUGGACUUGGAACCAUGGCACAAAGAAGUAAAUUCUGAAGCACCGAGGCCUCAAAACAUCAGCAUGGCUGAGUUUGAAUGGGCACAAGCUUUAAAUAGAAGGCAAGAAGAGGCGAGAAAUGAAGCUGACAUUGUUGCUAAUGUGCUCCCUGUGGUACGAGCAAAAAGACGACUUAUCGUUACGACACAGCUUAUGCAGCAAGUCUUCAGACCUGCAGUAAAAGGUAUUAUCUUUGGAGAUGCCAGUUCAAACUGUGAUUAUUUGGCGUAUUCCGCUGCAAGAACCACACUAGGAGACGCAUGCAACCUGAAUAGUAAAACGCCAUCAGAUAGCAAUGACGUGUCACCCGACAAGUUAAACACUUCGAAGAGAACCAUUCCGUCCGAUUUCUCAAAAAUCGUCGAAUGCUUAAUUAGUCAGGCAGAGAAGCUUGAAGGUGAUCUGUCAAGACUUGAUCGAAGUUUAUCAGUAGUGGACAUCAAAGUGGAAAGCCAGGAGCUUGAAAAGUUUUCUACACUCAACCGUUUUGCAAAGUUCCACUUCAAGGCGCACGUUGAUCCUACAUCGUCUUCUGGCCCAUCAACCGUGCAGAAAACCACCCCCCAGCGAUAUGUCACAGCAUCUCCGAUGCCUAAAAUAUUACCAGAAGAUACAGAAUGUAUUUCCUUGUGAUUGUAGAACUUGAUCUACCAUUUUCUCCUUCACGACUAGUCUGCAGUACGUGUAUCCGGUGUUCCUUUUUUCGUUUCCACGACACAUGAAAAAUCGGCAUGGGAGAUGAGAUUAAUGCAAGUGAGGUUAGUGAUCUUCUUGAAUUAGAAGGAACCUUUCUUUUUUCCAUUAUAGAGGCAGGAUAUAUAUCAGUGAAGUUUUAAUCUUAUUAAUCAUGCCAUUUGUUUUUGAGUUGAUCUUUCACUUUUGGGAAGCAUACUACUAAAUAAUGUAUUACAGAUUUGCUAUAGCAGAUGAUUUUAGAGACAUACAAGAGAUUUCUAAACAUUAAAGAUAUCUAUGGUUAGAAUAUUUGAGGCAAAA
Messenger RNA from Salvia miltiorrhiza (redroot sage), 4391 nucleotides. RefSeq lists its product as uncharacterized. The record is from RefSeq and is a predicted model, not a curated record. The transcript has 10 exons. The coding region runs from base 474 to 4028 and encodes 1184 amino acids. Lineage: Eukaryota; Viridiplantae; Streptophyta; Magnoliopsida; Lamiales; Lamiaceae.